Molecule: messenger RNA, 423 nt
Organism: Funneliformis caledonium
Lineage: Eukaryota; Fungi; Glomeromycota; Glomeromycetes; Glomerales; Glomeraceae
Source: the annotation of a GenBank genome assembly
AGUAUUCCUGAUGAUGUUAAACAACGAAUAGAAUUAUUACGUCAUGCUGGUGUAGAUGUUCCCACUAUACGUACAAUUUUAAAAAGAGUUUGUACAAAUUGGUUAACAUUCAUUAAAGAACUUUAUAAAUGUCUUAGAGAAAUGAAUAUUUCAAGUUUACUUUCUCAAUGGGAUUCACUUAAAACAUGUUAUCCAGCUGCAUCAACUUAUUUAUCACGAAUGGAAAAGAUAAAAGAAAAAUGGGCUGCAUGUUAUAAUCAUAAUGUUUUUAUGGCAGAUAUGACUACAACUCAACGUAAAGAAUCUAUGAAUAAUAUGAUGAAAGGCUAUUUAGAUGCAAGUACAUCACUUGUGACAUUUAUUACGGCAUUUCAAUCAGCUUUAAAUACACAAAAUGAAAAAACUGAAUUUUGUAUAUACUAA